Molecule: messenger RNA, 1285 nt
Organism: Triticum dicoccoides
Lineage: Eukaryota; Viridiplantae; Streptophyta; Magnoliopsida; Poales; Poaceae
Product: DNA-directed RNA polymerase III subunit RPC8-like
Exons: 8
Coding region: 399-1031 (210 amino acids)
Biological process (GO): DNA-templated transcription; transcription initiation at RNA polymerase III promoter
Cellular component (GO): RNA polymerase III complex
Source: RefSeq, a predicted model, not a curated record
AUGCGCGGAGUAGGGGGCCUCCCUAACGCACGCUUCCGCCCAAAAAACAAAAAACCUAACGCCCGCAGGCUGCACGCACGCCGCCGCCCGGUGCUCUGCUGUUCGCCGCCGGCGCCGUCCCCCGUUUCCGGCCUUCCCCCGCCCGGUGGCCGUGCUGCACUGCUUCUGCGUUUGGUCCGUGCGCCCCUGCUGGCCCCGGCCAGCCGGCCUUCCCCCGCGGCGGCGACGAGAAGAGCAGCCGACGAGGCGGCGACGGACUCUUCCGCUGCGCCCCGGGGCCGUGCUUCUGCCGCCGCCGGCUGUGUGUGGCCUGCCGCUGACUACUGCCGCCGCGGCGCCCUUACUCCCGCUGGUACAUCAUAUUGUUAUACAUUUCGCUCCACUACUGGACGUGAAGGAUGUUCGUUUUGAGCCAGAUUGAGCACAACCUGCCGAUGCCUCCGCACUUGCUGAAUCGCCCUCUUGUCGACGCCAUCAAGGCCGAGCUUGAGAGGCUCUUGCUGGAUAAGGUGAUUGCAAAUCUCGGGCUCUGCGUGUCCGUCUAUGACAUCCUUUCCGUCGAAGGUGGAUUCAUCUUUCCAGGAGAGGGCUGCUCGACGUAUAAAGUUUCCUUUCGGUUAUUGAUGUUCAGGCCCUUUAUUGGGGAGGUUCUUGUUGGGAAGAUCAGUGGAUAUGAUGAGAAGGGUUUACAAGUUUCACUUGAUUUUUUCAGCGAUAUAUGCAUUCCGGGACACUUGAUGCAAUUUGGCACAGUGAGGGGGGAGGACGGUAGGUGGGCGUUGAAGACUGAAGAUGGUGAUGAGCUUCAUCUUGACAUUGAUGAUGAGAUACGAUUCUUGGUGUCUAGCAUAAAGUACCCACCUAUACCAGUUGAGCAAAAGGAGGAUGACAAGCCAUUUGCUCCGAUGCAGAUCAAUGGAAGUAUCAAAGGAGAUGGUCUUGGCCUUCUUGCAUGGUGGGCGGCAGGUGAAGAGGAGGGCGAGGAAGAGGAAGAUGGCGAGGGAGAGGAAGAGGGCGAGGAAGAGCAAUAGCAGCAGGCCAUUGAUAGGCGCUGGUCCGCCGGCCGAAAUUUCGGCCGGUCGCACCGCGCACAUACGAUUUGACUAUUUUAUCCCGUCGGAUUGAAGUGGUGAGAUAAAAAGCUGUCCGGGCCGUUCCUUUCUUUGCUCAUGUACGCACGUCGCGUCGCUUGUCCCACGUGCAUCAGCGCCAUGUCGUGCAUUCUGCAUGUUGUUACGUGUGUGGAGCCACCCUAAUGAUGCUACACUUCUCACUGCUAUCUACA